AUGUCCGAUUCUUACAAGGCCACUUGGUUUAUGGACGCUGAUACGGUUAGAAGCGAACUGAAGGACAUUCUGAAUGCGUCCAAGUAUGGCAAAAAGUUCAUGGAUCCCCUGCAUUCCGAGUUAGUCUACCACCUGGUCCACCUCUGGAAAAAGAACGUCCCCAAGUCCCUGGAUCCCACCCGUUACUACGAGCUUGAUUUGGAUACCGAUAUCGUCAAGCGUCUCUUCGACGCACUGCCUUCCAUCCACGACGAUUACAAUGCGACCAAGCCCAUACAGCUUGAGCCCGAGAACAAAGAGUCGCUUGACUCGGGUCUCUUUCCCCGGACUCGCGAAGCGUACGACUGCGCAGACGUUGGCCGCGCCAGAUUGGCAGCGCAUAAUGCGGCUUUCGUCCACGCCCUCUGGCCCUACGCCAACUCGACCUUAAGGAGGGUCGUCGUCGCGUCCCUCGACACGCAUUCCAUCAAGCUCUGGUGGGCCGCCCGCAAGAGUUUCACCCUCUGGGACCUGGACGCCCCGGACGAGUUGCGCUUCAACUCCAUCCGCAACACCUUCAUGCAGUACCUCGCCGGUCUCAUAACCACGCAGCAGGCCCCGUUCGAGGACCCCGAAAACCCCACGCCGCCUUGCCAACAGGGGGAGCUCAAAGGGCUCACGCCCCCAAUGGAUAAGAAGAGCGAAUGGAUCUACUACAGCUGGUGGAUUUACAUCGGUCGUCCGGACAAUCUGAGCCCUUUCCCGGAGCUUCGCAGGGUCUCCGCCCGAACCCGGGACCUCGGUGGCCUCCUCGACUGGGACAAGUGCGCCGUGUGCGGCUCCCGCUACUCGAAAGAAGGGGAAGACGACGGGCGGAAGAGACCCGUCCAUCUCUACUGCUCCGGCUGCGUCAUCGUCGGCAACCCGCACUACCACCACCUCAAGCGCCGCUAUUGCAGCGAGGCCUGCCGCCGCCUCGACCUCGCCGACCACUUCCCGCGCUGCCAGCAGCAGAAGACCUUCCUCCACGGGGUAUGCUUCCUCGAGAGCUUGGCCCGCAGGUUCCUCGAGGCCACGUUUACCGGCACCGUUGCCAGCUACUCGGCCGGCCCCUUCGCCGACAUGCCCGAGUCGGCCGGGAAAACGCUCCGCCGCGCCGCCGAGUCCCACGUCGUCUUCCCCGCCGUCUUCUCGAAGGCGCCGUGGACCGGCGGGUCGCUCUUUCUCAAGCCCGAGCUUCGCGAGGAGAUACUGAAGGAGGCGGGAGGGGCCAACCAUGCGAUGCUGGCCUGGGACACCGGCGAGCAUUGGUAUAUUCAGCUGCGGCACCUCAUUGUGGACAUUUUUAAAGAGCACUGCGACAAGAUCCUGGAGCUCAGCGUCUACGUCCGCAACGCCGACUCGAUCUCUUUCCUCGGAAAUGACCUGUGCCGCAAGACCAAUACCGUCUUGACCUAUCACGGCAAGAACCCCAUGUUCUGGCCUCAUCACGUCCUGUAUUGCCGGCUGCGUGGCACGGGGGCCGAGUUCGUCAUCGACCUGCGAUCUCUCAUCUUUGGCUGGGACAUCGCCGUCUUGCCCUUCAACGUCUUUGCCGCCACACGCCUCGCCGGUAUAGCCGGUCCUAGCGUCUCCCUCUUCGACCACACGGCGGUCGACAAGGCCGUUAUCAUCCCAAACUACCGCAUCGGUAUUCAGAAGGCCCGCGCGAACGUCAUGGUUUAUGCCCUGACCGACGCGUGGAAGCACCUCAAGGUGUCGCCGGACAUCCACCCUCGAAACCGCAGCAAGCUCACCAACUCGCUAGGGGGCUUCCUGGCCAUGAGAGACGCCAGAUGGCAGGUUGUUGCCACGAAGAUGGCCGGCGUCAUGGGGGCCGCCUUCGAAGCCGCGGCCGAGUUGGCGCGCGAGGAGGGCAAGUUCCGCCAAUACCUCCGGGUCAACACGAACCCGUACGGCCAUGUGUUCAGCGUGGGCGUGACCUACUCGAACGACCAGGUGGCGCUGUGCGAGCCCGUAUGGAUGGGGCGGAAGACGUACCGCGCCAUCAUUGGGAACACGCUGGCCAGAACGGUGGUACAGCAGGACCCCGAGGGGAAUGUGGCCAGUGGACCACCGCCGCCCUUCCCGGAGUACGACGUCCGAGACGUCUUGGCCCGUUGGACGGAAAUGUUGAAAUCCGCCUUUGCAAAGGACCCCCCAGAGAAAACCCCUCUUCGCGCCAAGGCUUUCGAGGCGGUCCACGGGGACCUGGUCAGGCUGUUUGAGCUCAGGGGCUUGGUCAUGCCCAGGCAGGAAAUCAACCAAGCUUACGUUCUCUUCAAAGUGUGGGAGAAUCAACUCGCCCUGAUGGAGUGGAAAGAGAGAGAGGGGCUUUUUAAAGACUAUAGGAGUGUCGUCAAAGACCUCUCAGCCCAGUUCGAGGAGUUUGUCGACUCCAUCCGCCCGACCAGCGAGGGCCCCGACGAUAAUACCAGCCAUUUAGCCCUCGCCGAUUCCGACGCCGACGCUAAGCAGCCUCAGGCGGCCGACGACGACACAAAGGCUGCUGCCACCAGCGGAGGUUUGAACGGCGACGCCAAGGAGGAGGAGGAGGAGGAGGCCGCCGACGAGGUUGUCAAGGUUGUUUCCUUCGGCCCGGACCUGAUGCUCCCGCAAGAAACGGCCUCGUACGCCAUAUCGCUCGCAACCGCAAAGAAUCUCAGCAAUCGCGCGGCCUGGUGCACCCUCGUGCUUCGUGACGCUGAGACUGACUUUACAGCCUCCCGGCCUCCGCCCCUUGGGGGCCCCCAGCCUCCUCCGGGACUUGGCAGGCCACGAGGCACGGGUGCCCCUUUGGGUAUCAUGGUCAGAGCCCUACAGGAAUCCGGCUACGGCAAUAUAUCCUAUGGGAGUUUGGAGCCUUGGGUCGCGUCCCGGAUGAAGCUCCAGCAGAUGCGCAGUCCACAUGCGAUACGUCCUGACGAGAAUGGCGGUGGUUGAUUCUUACAAUGAUAAAGACGAAGAGGCGGUGUAUAAGUUAUAAGGUAUUGCUUUAAGUUAGGAGAAGAGAGUGUGAUCAGAUCCUGGCUGAAGGCAGACAAGUCGGAAAAGGGGGGAUGAUGAACGUGCUCAGGAGUCGUAAAAAAAGGUAUCAUACAAUACACCCCAAUGCGGGCCAUGCCGCCGUUGUCAUACAGACAGUAUACUACAUGAAGCCCCUAUUACUUUAAGUAGAAAUAAAUAGUGAUAUUCAGUCCACGUUACACGUUAACAAAAGAAAAAGAGAAGGCGGAAAAAAAGCUAAAAGAAACCAGUCUUCGGAUCGUCCCAUGACUCCCAUC
Messenger RNA from Sodiomyces alkalinus F11, 3302 nucleotides. RefSeq lists its product as hypothetical. The coding region runs from base 1 to 2961 and encodes 986 amino acids. The transcript has 3 exons. Lineage: Eukaryota; Fungi; Ascomycota; Sordariomycetes; Glomerellales; Plectosphaerellaceae. The record is from RefSeq and is a predicted model, not a curated record.